Molecule: messenger RNA, 6826 nt
Organism: Hippoglossus stenolepis (Pacific halibut)
Lineage: Eukaryota; Metazoa; Chordata; Actinopteri; Pleuronectiformes; Pleuronectidae
Gene: slc6a17
Product: solute carrier family 6 member 17
Exons: 12
Coding region: 521-2713 (730 amino acids)
Biological process (GO): L-leucine transport; alanine transport; glycine transport
Cellular component (GO): synaptic vesicle; plasma membrane
Source: RefSeq, a predicted model, not a curated record
UGAGCUGCUGACGUACGCACGGACGGCGGGUGAGUCAAACCUGCGUCAGACUUCGUCGUGACUUGCCAUAGUAAUUUCUGCGUUCUGUGGGCGGCGGAUUUAUCCCACAACACAACCACAGCCACGUGGAAACCAGAGGUGUGAGCGGGUCCUGUGACGGGUCGUUAAAAACGCCAUUACCUGCAACGGUGAAUGUUACUGUAACGUGUGGCAGACUCUCAGCUCCUGCGUCAGACUUUACGCACCAUGCGCCCUGGUGCGGUGUGAUUUCGCGUCUCUUUGCGCGCAGAUAUGUUGGAGCCUGAGCCUGAAUGAAGACACCGUGCACUCUUCUCUGGAUUCACCCCGUCACGCUCACUCUGACGUUACAGCCCAUCCUGCAAACGACACACGAUUCAAGAUAAAAGCACAACUUUCUCUCCCCGGCACCUUCCCAUCUUCCUGCACCUCCUGAUCUCACGCUCUGCUCUCCUUGCUGCUGACACCUUCACCCCUCUGAAAGACCUCCUGGGCUGCUGCCAUGCCAAAGAACACCAAGGUGACCCAGCGGGAGCACAGCAAUGAGCCCGUCACUGAGUCUGUGGCCGACCUGCUGUCCCUGGAGCACCCCAUGGACUAUAAGAGCAGUCAGAUGAGUAUGGGCCUGAGCCCUGGCUCGACUGCUCCUGUAAAGGCCCUGCUGCCCUCCCCUGACCCAGACGCUGAGGACGGCCGGCCGGCCUGGAACAACAAGCUCCAGUACAUCCUGGCCCAGGUUGGCUUCUCUGUGGGCUUGGGUAACGUCUGGAGGUUUCCCUAUCUGUGCCAGAAGAACGGUGGAGGUGCCUACUUGGUUCCCUACUCUAUUCUCCUCCUGCUCAUCGGCAUCCCCUUGUUCUUCCUGGAGCUGGCGGUGGGUCAGAGGAUCAGGCGCGGCAGCAUCGGAGUGUGGAACUAUGUCUACCCGCAGCUGGGAGGCAUCGGAGUUUCCAGCCUGAUGGUUUGCGGUUUUGUGGGCCUUUAUUAUAACGUGAUUAUCGGCUGGAGCAUCUUCUAUUUCGUCCAGUCCUUCCAGUUUCCACUGCCUUGGGCUGAGUGCCCCAUCCUGAUAAAUGGAACCCAAGCCAUUGUGGAGCCAGAGUGUGAGAAGAGCUCAGCCACCACUUACUUCUGGUACCGCCAGACUCUCAACAUAACCAGCUCCAUCGACGACACCGGUGGCCUGAACUGGAAGAUGACCCUGUCCCUGCUGGUGGCCUGGAUCUUGGUCUGCCUGGCUGUCAUCAAGGGCAUCCAGUCCUCUGGGAAGGUGAUGUACUUCAGCUCCCUGUUCCCGUACGUGGUGCUCUUCUGUUUCCUGGUACGAGGUUUGAUGCUGAAAGGAGCAGUGGACGGCAUCGCUCACAUGUUCACCCCCAAGCUGGAAAAGAUGUUGGAGCCGCAGGUGUGGAGAGAAGCAGCCACUCAGGUCUUCUUCGCCCUCGGUCUGGGCUUUGGAGGCGUCAUCGCUUUCUCCAGCUACAACAAGCGAGACAACAACUGCCACUUCGAUGCCUUGCUGGUCUCCAUCAUCAACUUUGUUACGUCCAUCCUGGCCACUUUAGUCGUGUUUGCUGUGCUGGGCUUCAAGGCGAACGUAAUGAACGAGAAGUGUGUCGUCGAGAAUGCAGAGAGGAUCCUGGGCUUCCUAAGCACCGAUGUGCUGAGCAAAGAGCUCAUCCCACCUCACAUCAACUUCUCCCAUCUGUCUGCCCAGGACUACGAAGAGAUGUACGGCGUCAUUAAGACGGUAAAGGAGGACAGCUUCGACCAGCUGGGCCUGGACGCCUGCCUCCUGGAGGACGAACUCAACAAGGCUGUUCAGGGCACAGGCCUGGCAUUCAUUGCCUUCACAGAGGCCAUGACACAUUUCCCCGCCAGUCCCUUCUGGUCCGUCAUGUUCUUCUUCAUGCUAAUCAACUUGGGGUUAGGAAGCAUGAUCGGCACCAUGACCGGCAUCACCACGCCCAUACUGGAUGCCUUCAAGAUCCGCAAGGAGAUCCUGUGUGUGGCCUGCUGUGUCAUAGCCUUCCUGUUAGGCCUGCUGUUUGUGCAGCGUUCAGGGAACUACUUUGUCACCAUGUUUGACGACUACUCAGCUGGUUUGCCUCUCACUGUGGUGGUGAUCCUGGAGAACAUCUCUGUAGCCUGGAUCUAUGGCACUAAGAGGUUCAUGCAGGACCUGGAGGACAUGCUUGGUUUCAGGCCCUACUCUUUCUAUUACUACAUGUGGAGGUACGUUUCUCCAGCUAUCUUGGUGUUGCUCAUCAUCUCCACUGUCAUUGAGAUGGCUGUGAGUCCUGCAGGAUACAACGCCUGGGUGGAGGCCGAGGGCGCAGAGCGUUUCCAUAGCUACCCCCCCUGGGCUUUAGCCAUGGCCUACGCCCUCAUUUUUGCGGCCAUGCUGCCUUUACCCGUCGUCUUCCUCGUCCGCCACUUCAACCUGAUCUCAGACGGCUCCAACAAGCUGUCUGUCUCCUACCGUAAAGGCAUGAUGAAGGAGAUCUCCAACCUGGAAGAGCAGGACGAGCAGCGCUUCAUCCUCAGCAAGAACCCCAGCGAGGCUCCCUCCCCGAUGCCCGCCCACCGUGCCCAACUGGGCCCUGGCGGCACUCAGGAGAUGACCAACACCAACUACGGCACCAGCACCAAGACGGGCUACCAGAACAUCGGCUCGCCGGAGUCUGAGCUAUGAUCCACUGAGCUUGUUGAUCCUCCCGCCAGUUAAACCCCCGGCCCUGCUUCGAGAGAGGGAGUCAGAGGAAGAGAGGGAGGAGCAGAGGAAGUCAAGAAGGAGAGAAAAUUCACUGCCAGUUGUUGCAGCGUUCAUCACACCUUAACCCCCAGAGCUGAAUCCCACUGUCCCCCCUUCUCUGGUCCUAUGGUUCUUCCCCAUCAAAGGAUUCAUGCUGCUGAUUGCCCAUCGACCCCGGCUGAGAUGAAGGGAUCAUGGGAAUGUGAGUCUCACCAGAUAUGAUGAGCUAUUUCAUCUGUCAAGAUAUUACAGGGGCAGAGAGAGGGGGAUAGAGGGGGCAACAGACGGAGGAAUGAAGCUUACAUACAGGCUUUGUUUUGUAAUAAGCUCUGGCCGAGGUUAAGGUGUGUGCAACACCAGAUGAUUAAUGUUAUACUGAAAUGUAAUCCCACGUGUUUACCUGUCUGGAGAAGGCUCUUUUUUGAGACAGCUGGAUGUCCGUAGCUCUGGGAGGUCAUCAUCUUACUCCGGUUCGGCUGUAGAGGAUUGUUAUUUGUGGGGACAGGGUGGAAGAAGACUCCGAAAACGAAACACACUCAUCUUUGUCCUAAUCUCUAUCGCUGUAUGGGAACGUCUCUCAUGUACAGUGUAUGACAAAAUGAUUCCAUCGCAUCCAUAGCAGUGUGUAAUAAGUGAUUCUGAUCGUGUACACAGUGUUACAAGCACAUUAGUAUAUCUUCACGUUUAUUGUGCCUAUCAUGCAUCAGCAAUAAUGACCAGUCAAAGUAGGGUCCUCGUGAAGCUGGGGAUCUCCUUCUAUUCCCCUUUUCCCCACCGGUGUAGAAUACUAUACAUAUGUGUCGUGCAGUAGUCUGAGAUGUCACCGUAAAUCGUGUAUAUACACCACUGUAGUGCAAAACCAGCGGAAACUAUUCGCGUCCUCAUUUAUUUUCCAUCAACACUGAAGCACAGACGCCCCCUAUCGUUAGAGCAUCUCUGCGCUUGAACACAGAGACGCACUUUUCUUUUUAAACAAUCUCCUCCUCGAUAAAAACAAGGCUCUGCACACAUCCUCUCUGUGCCGCUCCAGUUGCAGCUGGGUCAGACAAAGCUUUUCCAUUUGAAUCAAUCACUUUAAUCAAGCGAUUCCAUUUUUAAUCAAUGCCUUAGAAGGACAGAGGUGACGGUGCACAGGUAGAGAUAAGCAGAGCGGCUUAGAGAGGCAGACACAGAAGGAAUAGGUUAUGUGAGUUUUGUCUUUGUGCGCAGGCAGAUGUGCAUGUUAGUGUGUUGUCGUCCACCGCUGAACGAGAGCUCCCGGUGACCCUGCCUGGUUAAAAAUAGAGUUGUGUUACCCGGGGGAUGCCGUGGCAACGCACCAUAGAUACGGAUCCUCUUCUGAUGUGGAGGAGAAAGAGAAGAGUUGGCACCUUGCUUUGUCUGCUCCACCUGCACAUCUGUUUGUUCAGCAAUACAGGGAUGAGACAUUUUACUGUCCAUGUCCUUCAAUGAUAUUAAUGCUACAGUGCAUUUAACAAGAGGUUCACUGCCACGCUGUGGACCAAUCCCAUCUCCUCCCUGAGAGGUUGAUGUCUCGGGCCUAAUUGUUGUACAUUCCUCAAUGACGUCAUUUCAUAAGCACUACGAUAUACACUUUGAUGUCUUUUUUGUGGAAAACUUAAAGCUCUUUAUUUUGUAAUGUAUAAUAUUGUAUGACAAUGUAUGUGGAAGGGUGUGAUGUGAAAAAUGUACCAUGAUGUAAAUGUUUGGAAUAAUAAUGUUUGGUCCUCACCACUGGGUGUCUCUGAUGGCCAGCAGGGGGAGCCAGUGACACGCGGUCUCCUGUGGCCCCUCCCUGAGACAACACAGAUACUUGAGACUGAACAGAUGUAGUGUGAAGCACAGUCACAUUGUUUUGGUGCCUGAGCAGCAUCUCCGUCGUCUGUAUCGCCUUAUGCUUUUCUCUUCUUCCUUUCUCUUGAUCCCGCGUUACUGUCGACAUCUCGUUCACUUGAGCACUUUAAUUAGUCAGAGACCCUGGAGUUGUUUGUGAAGCACAAAUCUGGCAAAAAAGGCUCUGUGGAGGUUAAACAUUUAUCAUUCCAAUACCAUCACUGAAUAGAUAAGCAAUAUUUAUACAUAUUCAGUAAAUACAGCAUGUACUGUGUAUAUACAAGAGACACAAGUCACUGUCUAAUGUAUCUUAUCCUAGAGGAUAUUAUUAGUGUAUUAGGUACAGUAAAAGCACAAGAGUUGCUGAUUAGAUUAAAGUGGCCUCUGUUCAGUUGUAGUGUCCCAGUCAGACAUGACAGUGUGAGCCAGCUUGCAGAAAACAAGGAUCCUGAAACUGAAGAAGUCGUUAUUUCAAUAUAUUUAUUUAUACAUGUUAAUACAAAACACCGAUAUGGUCAUAAGGGGCUAUAAUCUGGCUUUUAAUGAUUUUGAAAACAUGUGUUGGUUGAUGCUUCCAUUCCUUUGGUUGGUACUGUCGUCACUCUGUGUGCUGACCCAGGCCUGUGAGCUGUAACAGGCAGUUAAUCCUAGCGCUUCACAGUCAGAAGGUUGCUGGUUUGAAUCUCAGUUAGACCAGGGUGGAGUUGACACCUUCUUCCCAUGUCUGCAUGGGUUUUCUCCAGUUAUUCUGGCUUCCUCCCACAGUCCAACAACAUGCGGAUUUCAGUUAGGUUAUUUGGACACUGUUAAUCAGCCACUGCUUUGAGAGUGAAUGUUUCUGUUUUUCUAAUGACAAGCUGGCGACCUGUCAGCAGCACAGAUAAUGGAUGGAGGGUUGGUCUCCAUUUUGAAGGAGUUAGGACCUUACAAAUGAGUAUGUGCACAACUGUUAAUGUUAAUCUUCUGUGAUAAUAUACUGGAUGUUUAAUGGCCAAUCGACUUGUGGCCUCAGGUGAAGGCUCUCACCUGUGUAAAAAAAGUUUUGGCUCGGGAGUAAAAGCACAUUUAGGGGAAGCACAGGAACGUGAGCACAAAAGUGAGCUUCAUGUCUGUUUCGAGGAUCAGAAAAUACAGAGUCAGACACUUGUAGAUCACGUUAGUUAUGGUCUGAUUCCUGCAUCUGCCGAGAGGUCAGUGGAGGGUGAAGCUGCUCUCUGCACUGCCAUCCUCACUGGACGCUUAACUGCACCAGUAGUUUCUGUCGCUGUAGUUACAGACUGAUGUGCACGAUAUAAAGAUGGAGUCUGACAAACUACUGAUGUGGUGGAUCUCACACAAAGAGCACAGAGUUUUUUAUUUUCCUCUAUUCACUGCUAUUGAUAGAAUUACAAGUUAUUUCCAGUCUAGGCACAGCAGGUCUUGCCUCUAAUAUUUAAUAAAUUAUUUCGAAUACUGUUCAAGUGAAUAGGAUAUUGUGAUAUUUAAUAUUUAUUAUUGAAGAGCCCAACUCCAGGGUCUUUUUGUAUCGUCCAUGUGUCGGCUGUGUUGCAUUACGUGCCACAGAGCAACUUCUAGAGCUUAACUCAGUUACUGCGAUUAUCUCAACAAAGGUAGAGUAAUAGUGUAUUUUAUUUUAUGUGCAGAUAGUCUUUAUGUGAGCAAACCAUAGUUAUAUUUAUAGUAUUUAAGAUGAUGUAUUUAAUCUGUACAUAUUGAUGUACAUUCUGAUGAAUUCACACUGAGCAUCUAUAGUAAGAGUGACAGGAUGUAAACUUGAGCUGUAAAUAAUAAUUGUAUAUUUUGAGAUAUUUUUGAUUUUUGUACUGUAGGUAAUGUUACUUUAGAGUCUGUUGAUUUGUGGUGUUAGUGUGUGGUUGUUCUCAAUCCAAAUAGCUGAGUGACUGUGACUGUGUGUGUAUCCGAGUGUGUGUGCGUGUGUGUGUGUAAAUGUAGGUUUUUGAUGUUUAAAUGUGUGGUUUCUUUCUCCUCUGUCAGUGUUGUGUGCUGCUGAUCUAAUCCGGUAGAUUAAAUCCUGUUGUUACAGUGACCUGGGACCUCUAAUGUAAGCAAUCUCUUCUUAUUGUUUCUCACUGGAGCUGCGGUGGUUUCCAGCACAAAACUGGCAACACCAUCACGAAGGAAUGUUCGACUGUAACAGAACGUCAGAAACUUUAGUUUUUUGGACCGGAAAUUAAAAUCACCACUUUUAUGAAACAGAAA